UGCACCAGUCCUGCGCUACUCUGCGCUUAGCUGGCGCUGACAUCCACACCGCGGGGCCACAUGCUGCUGAACUUUCCACUUCGGAGCUGAAGUGCGCAUUUUUUUUCCUUUAAAAAAAUGUUAAACGUUAGCCGUCGAGACCGAUCGAAGUAAGAGCACCAGAAAUUCAUGCAUCCGCGCAGUUUGCCGUUCGGUUCUGCAGAUGUCAUGAGCUCGUCUGGUAUGGUAAAGCGAAAGGCUACCCUGAAUACUGUACCCUCAAUGAUGAGGAAGAUCCAGCGCCUGCGUCUGACUCUGCGCCCCGGUGACCCCUCCUCAGAAGAGUUUGAAGGUCACACGACCAGCACUGGCCCGGACUCGUCUGACAGUGGCACUCCAGCCUUCUCAUCUCCGCAGCAGCACGAUGGCAAGUUGGCCAGCGACCCCUACAGGAGGAGAAACGGCUACGUGCAGCCGGGGGGGCCAGUGGGCACGGAGGACACAGACCAGCACACAGCUCCCGCAGUCAAUGGGUUGAUGGAGAAGCCGUCCCAGAGGUCCGCCGUGGUAGGCGGGGGCGUGCCGGGGGCGGACACAGACACCCAGCAAGGCGUGAUGGCGCAUGAAUGGACCGUCAGUCACCUGAGGGACGAGAUGAACUACAUCCGAGCGGUGAGAGACUCUUUGGAGAAGGUGCGAGAGAGGAUGUACGGACAAUUUGGCGGAAUGCAGCAGUCGAUGCAGAAGAUGUCACAAGAUAUCAAGGCUGCCAAUGCCCAGAGGCAAGACCUGGAGGCACAGGUGAGGGUGCGCACCACAGCCAUGGAGAGCUUGGACCAGAUGAACAGCUCCCUCUUGUCAGACAACAUAAGUCUGCAGAAGUCCCUGCUAGAGAACUGCCUGGACCGUGUGGAGAAGCAGGACGAACUGAAGACCCUGCGGAGCACCUGCCGCCAAGCUGAGACCAAGCUGUGGGAGAGGGAGCGGGAGCUAGCCUCCGCGCGCGCCGAGAACCAGGCCCUCCGGCUGCAGAUAGAAUCUUCCCAGGAGGCCAGCUCCCAGGCGCUGCAGGAGAUGUCUGAGCGGCUGCAGAGGGGCCACGAUGAGCGGCUGCAGGAGGAGCAGCGGAGGCACAGGGAGGAGAUCGAAGCACUGCAGGCUCAAAUCGACAAUUACGUGAAGCGUCUGGAGGAAGCAGAGAUGAAGGUGAGGACGGCGGAGGCCAAGAUUGCGGAGAAGGACAAACGAAUCAGCGAGGUGGAACGUCUUCUGGACUGUAUGGGCCAGGAAAAAAGCCACCUGCUGGUGAAACUGCAGGACUGCGAGCAGCGGCUGCACAUCCUGGAGCAGGAGACAGACCGCGUGGACGAGACCGUCUUCAAUAAGUCUCAGAAGCUGGAGGAUGAAGCCGCAGAACUGCGGGAGAGGAUUAAACACCUGAACGACAUGGUGUUCUGUCAGCAAAGGAAGGUGAAGGCCAUGAUUGAGGAGGUUGAAAUAUUGCGAGCUACGGUAGCAGAGAAGGACCUGUUCAUUACCGAGCUUCUGGACAGAAUCGCUGCAGCGGAGUCCAAGAACAACGCCAAACGUGUGGAAACCAAAGAUGUCGGAGUGGGCUGUGAUCUGCCCGUCAGGCCAGAGGCUCAGCCUCCGGAUGAACUGCAGGCCACGCCAGUCAGGUGGAGCCCGCGGCUGACGAACCGGAUGGAGUCGAGCCUCCUCAGGUAUUCCCCGAAGCAGUACAGCUUAAUGCUGCAAUCCAGGUCUUCCCAGACAACCAGCGCUGGUACCAGCCCCGUGCGGUCUGCUGGAGACCCCCAAAAUCCUGCACAGCCCAGCCCACCUCAGCAGACCUCAGUACAGCCCCCCCCGGGCCCCUCAGUCCAAGAAACGGCCCACCCACCACCAUCCAAUCCAGGCACGACCUCCAGUCCAGCAGAGCCAUUUUCACCAAUCAAAAAACUGUAUGACAUCACAGAGCACACAGAGGGAGGCGCACCCCCCACGCGCUUUUUACUUACUGUAAUGAAUUCUUCGUGGACAGAACGGCAGGGACAAGUCGGAAAUCUUCAGGGCAAGAGUAAAGAAGAGCUUUGCGAAAUUUUACGGCGACAGGAGAAACUACUUAGUAACAAGAAAUUUGUUCAGUCCCUUCCAGAUAAAGGGAAGAAGAUAAUAGACUUUGUACAGAGACUUCGUCUAGCUGUUGCCAACGAUGAGGAAGAGGAGAAAAGACAGCAUCUGCUGUCAGCUGUGAAGACUGAAUUUCAGUCUAAAUAUCAGCAAGCAUUGGUACAGAGACAGCCUGGAAACCAUGAAACUGAGUCAGGCCCAGAGCUUUCCGAGACAUCCUCGGAAAUCAUGGGACAUGGAGACAUGGAUUCUCCCAUUGUACCUCUGGGGGCUUGUGUACAGGACAGUGCUGGUUCUAAUGGACUCAAAGGUUCCCUUGACUCGACAGCUCGAGAUGUGGUUGGCAUGGAGACAUGUGACAGGGAAUCCGGCAGCUUGGAGGGGGUGAAGGAGGACAUCACAGAGGCCUUUGAGAGGGUGACACUGUCUGAGGAAACAACUGACCCCAGCUUGUCGAAAGCCAGAUUGUGUGACAGGGUGCCGGACAAUCCCUUCUGGGGACAGCGCCCACAGAAAAAGCCACACUGCGUGGAGAUUGUAGAGAAGACCGAGAUAAACGAAUUUUCAAGGAAAGCAAAGUUUAAGCCCAACCAGCCUCUUCUGAAGGCCAACGGCUCCCCGAGUGGCUCGUCUCCAUCUGCUGAGUCUCUGGGCGAUGUGUCACCGCUCUCCAUUGAGGCCAGGAGGCAGCGGGACCGGAAACACCUGGACGACAUCACUGCAGCCAAACAGCGGCCGCUGCACCACAGCCCUGCUCAGCUGUUGAACCUGGCAGAGUCUGUCUCCCUGCUGCAGGAACAGACCAGGAAGUACGAGGAGCUGCAGGCCAAGGUAGCUGCGCAGAAGCUGGCCGAGAGAUUGAGCGUCGGCACGGAGCCCUAUGGCCUGGAGGUGCGAGUCUUGCGGGGGUACCGAGAGGUGCGUGACAUCGGAGACGACCUCCCCUCAGACGAGGACUAAGAGGUCGGGCAUCCCCACAGGAUGCUGAGAGGAUCAUGUGGAAGCUGAUGAAGAAAAGGACCUAAGUGGGAUGGUAAAUGUGAGACGUGGAACUGGACCUGAUCAGAAGAGUCUUUUUCCAGCAUGUAUAGACAGCUGCCCUAAGUGCUGCACUCAGAGCGCCACCUGCUGUUAUCCGCAGAUUUUUACGUUGCCUUGUCCUCAGAGCUCCUAACUACGCAAAGCAGUUAUUGGGGAAAUAAUUAUUGUGAGGGGAAAUAUUUUUGUAUUACUUUUCAGUGUUUAUUUAUUAAAUAAAACAAUGUUCUUAAAAUGGC
Paramormyrops kingsleyae is the source of this 3389-nucleotide messenger RNA. The record is from RefSeq and is a predicted model, not a curated record. NCBI's taxonomy places the organism in Eukaryota, Metazoa, Chordata, Actinopteri, Osteoglossiformes, Mormyridae.